CGAGUUUUAGGACUCAUUCCUGCAGCACUUCAUAGAUACGUGCGCUUUUUUGAACUCCCCGCUGAGGAUCUGAUACAGCAGUUAACCGGAGAACAAGACAUGACUUUGCAACAGAACUGUCAAUGCUAUCACCUCUGUAAAUCUACAGACGUUUUAAAGAUGAUAAUGAAGUUCUGCUGGGCUGUAAACUCAGUAAGAGCUUUAGGUCCAGGUUGGGUGGUGCGUAAGUGUUCAUGAGGCGUGACUGUCAUUUCUAGCGAAACCCCAAACUAUCAAUCAACUCAUCAACCACGGCCAUAUAUUUAUCACCAAAUAACGCAUUUAUGGACCUAUUGAACACACCUACUUCCGUUCUAUGGGACGACUCUGAAUCACGGGGCGAAUCAGAAACGUCAGCAGGCGGAACAAUCGUGGGCCUUGUUUGGCUAUUAUGAUUUCCCAACACUGAAGCUGUUGCUGAACUGGUCAAGGCUGAAUUUAGUGCCACUUACUACAACGUGCAUUAUCAACAUUUGGAUUUAUUAAUAAUGUGGAAUAAUUGUCCCACUCCACCUCCCCUAUGGAAUGGCUUUUGAAGAACUUGAUUUCCUUCUAAAGUCCACAAAACCGGGUACUUUUUAAGCAGUACAGAACACCUUAACAUUUGAAGGAGAGCUUUUCCUCAAAAAUGGAUCAGCAAGCAAGUGGUGUGGACGACCCCAAUAAGCACCCUAAAAAGAAAUCAAAUGAGGAUGAUAGUAAGAACAAAAAGCUGAACAUACAUAUUAAAACAUUGGCUGAUGACAUGCGUGACAGGAUUACAAGCUUUCGAAAGCAAGGCAUAAAGAAGGAGAAGCCCAUUAUCCAGCACCCAACAGACCCCAUCUCCACGCAUUCUGAACUACCUAUACCGCAGCCACUUUUUGAUGAGCGUUCAUUGAACCUCUCUGAAAAAGAGAUUGUUGACUUGUUUGAAAAGAUGAUGGAGGAUAUGAACCUGAAUGAAGACCGUAAAGCCCCUCUGCGUGAAAAGGACCUGAGCACUAAACGAGAGAUGGUUGUCCAGUACAUAUCUGCCACAGCGAAAUCUAUAACUGGGAGCAAAGUUGCGGGGGGCCUGAGGAACAGCAAGCAUGAGUGUACGCUGUCAUCACAGGAAUAUGUACAUGAGCUGCGGUCUGGCAUUACUGAGGAGAAGUUGCUCAACUGCCUUGAGUCUCUGCGUGUGUCUCUAACCAGCAAUCCUGUCAGCUGGGUGAAUAAUUUUGGUCAUGAGGGUCUUGGACUGCUUUUGGAUGUACUGGAGAAGCUGCUUGACAAGAAACAACAAGAGGGCAUUGACAAGAAGAACCAACACAAACUCAUCCAGUGCCUCAAAGCCUUCAUGAACAAUAAGUAUGGCCUGCAAAGGAUACUCGGGGAUGAACGAAGCCUCCUCCUUCUGGCCAGGGCUGUUGAUCCCAAGCAGCCGAAUAUGAUGACAGAGAUUGUGAAGAUCCUGUCUGCAGUCUGUAUUAUUGGCGAGGAAAACAUUCUGGAUAAGAUCCUGGCAGCCAUGACAAUCGCAGCAGAGAGAAAUAACAAAGAGAGAUUUGCUUCAAUAGUAGAGGGUCUGGAGAACCAUGAAGCUCAGCAGCUCCAGACAGCCUGCAUGCAACUAAUCAAUGCCCUGGUCACCUCUCCGGAUGAUCUGGACUUCAGAAUCCAUUUACGGAACGAGUUUCUGCGCUGUGGCCUGAAGAAGAUCCUGCCAGAGCUGAAGGAGACGGAAGAAUUGGACAUUCAGCUGAAGGUGUUCAAUGAGAAUAAGGAGGAGGAUUCUAUUGAGCUGUCUCACCGGCUGGAUGACAUCCGCACAGAGAUGGAUGAUAUGGAUGAGGUUUACCAUAUUCUGUCCAACAUGGUGAAAGAUACAGGCGCAGAGUCCUAUUUCCUAUCUAUUCUUCAGCACUUGCUGCUCAUCAGGAAUGACUACUAUAUCAGACCUCAAUACUACAAGGUGAUUGAAGAGUGUGUGGCUCAGGUUGUUCUGCACCGGAGUGGAAUGGACCCUGACUUUGGUUACAGAGAGAGACUAGAUGUAGACUUCACCCAACUCAUUGAUCAGUGUGUAGAUAAGGCCAAAUUGGAGGAGAGUGAACAGAGAGCAGCUGAAUUCUCCAAAAAGUUUGACGAGGAGUUCAGUGCACGACAGGAGGCACAAGCUGAGCUGCAGAAACAGGAGGAGAAAAUCAGAGAGUUGGAGGGGAAGAUCACCUCUUUACAAAGCCAGGUUGCAGCAGGAGACACUCAAAGAGUUCUAUCACCACCACCCCCUCCUCCCCCUCUACCAGGAGCACCCCCUCCUCCCCCUCUACCAGGAGCACCCCCUCCACCUCCUCCUCCCCUUCCAGCAGGUAUGGGACCUCCACCACCACCACCACCACCACCACCUGGUUUUGGUCUGCCACCUGCACCCCUUCCUCCUGGAGGUGUUCUUGCACCUCCUCCACCUUUCCUUGGAGCCACAGGUCUCCCUCCAGUACCAGCUGUCCAAAAACUACCUUAUGGGCUACAACCGAAGAAGACCUAUAAACCUGACACAGCCAUGAAGAGGGUCAACUGGUCCAAGAUAGUGCCUCAAGAGAUGGCAGAGAAUUGCUUUUGGAUCAAAGUCAAAGAGGAGAAAUUUGAGAACCCGGACCUAUUUGCCCAACUCUCACUUACUUUCUCAUCCAAGUCCAGAGUGAAAAAGGACGUGGAGGAAAUGGAUAAGAGAAUGACACAAUUUAAGAAAAAAGCAAAAGAGUUGAGAAUCCUGGAUGCCAAAACGGCCCAAAAUCUGUCCAUUUUCCUUGGAUCUUUCCGAAUGCCUUAUGAUGAGAUCCGGGAUGUUGUCUUGCAGGUGGAUGAGGAGAAGCUGAGUGAGGCGUUAAUCCAGAACCUGAUCAAGAAUCUUCCUGAACAGAAGGAGCUGAGCGCCUUGGCUGAGCUGAAGAGUGAGUACGAGGAGCUGUGUGAGUCAGAGCAGUUUGGCAUUGUGAUGAGCUCAGUGAAGCUAUUGCGCCCUCGUCUGAAUGGAAUCUUGUUCAAGCUGACAUUUGAGGAGCAAGUAAACAACAUCCGCCCUGACAUCAUGAAUGUCACUUUUGCAUGUGAGGAAGUGAAGAAGAGUGAGGGCUUCAGCAAGCUCCUGGAAUUGGUACUGCUUGUGGGAAACUACAUGAAUGCUGGCUCCAGAAAUGCCCAGACUUUCGGGUUUAACAUCAACUUCCUCUGCAAGCUACGGGACACAAAGUCAACAGACCAGAAUACAACACUUAUGCAUUUCUUGGCAGACAAAUGUGAGGAGAUGUAUCCAGAGAUCCUGAAGUUCCCUGAUGAGCUGGAGCAUGUGGAGAAUGCCAGCAAAGUGUCUGCUCAGAUCCUCAAAGCCAUUUUGGACUCAAUGGAGCGUCAGAUCCAGAGGCUGGAGAAUGACAUCCAGAGCUUCCCCAAGACAGAGGACAAACAGGAUAAGUUUGUGGAAAAAAUGUCCGGUUUCUCCAAAUAUUCACGAGAACAGUACGAAAAGCUCUCCACCAUGCACAAGAACAUGCAGAAGCUCUAUGAGAGCCUGGGAAGCUACUUUGCCUUUGACCCACACUCCAUUAGCAUUGAGGACUUUUUUGGGGACCUGGCUAACUUCCGCACUCGCUUCAUGGAGGCUCUGAAGGAGAACCACAAGAAGAGGGAGAUGGAAGAGAAGAUCAAGCGGGCCAAGCUGGCGAAGGAGAAAGCUGAGCAGGAAAAGCAGGAACGGCAGCAGAAGAAAAAGCAUCUGAUUGACAUGCACAAAGACGGAGACGAAACAGGUGUGAUGGACAGCCUGAUGGAGGCCCUGCAGUCUGGUGCAGCCUUCCGUGACCGCAGGAAAAGAACCCCACGCACUGGCAGGUCAAUCAGAAGGUAUGAAUAAGUGAAGUGCCAUGCCAUAUCAAACGUGUACCACUCAGUGGGGCUGUGAUGCCCUCAGCGCUGCCCCUGACAGAGCCUGCUAGGCAGAUGCCACUGGGGAGAGCAGCUUACUCUCACUCCUUCUCACAUCCUCAGCUCUGCUUCUUCUAUUUCUGAAAUCUGUUUGACUAAGACUGACAUAAGGCAAGAGGCAGAGAAAAACAUCUGGACGUGCUCACUCCCUUUCUCUCUAGCAGUCUCUUUUUUUAUGUUCAUUCACUCUUCACUCUCUCCUUCCCUCUCCCCCUUUCUGCUUUUUCUCCAUGCUGCCCUGUCAUGGGCUGUAGUUUGCCAGAAUGUGUCACUUGUUUCAAACUCCUGAAAUAUGUUAUGUUUGACUCCUCUAUCUUUCUCUCUCUGUCUCAGUCUUUUCACUUCAUGAAUGUUACAGGUGAUAAAAGUCCUUUGGAUCCCCCAGUGGCUGAGAAAAGAUGAGAAAGUUAGAUAAGAUAAUUCCAGUUGUGGUAGUCAUCUCCACUGAGGGCAUUUUCAGCAUGUCCAAAUAACUGACAACAAAAACAGAUCACACAGUCCUUUUAUUGACUGUAGAGUAGCAAUGACCUGCCUAUCUUUUCUCCUUUUUUCAUGUUCAUGUAAUAAUGGCUAUCAUUCAAUCUAUGGCCCUCACUGUUUUUGGGUAAGAUUCUGGUUUUGACCCGAACUGGACCUCUCUUCUCUAUUAAGUAGCAUUCACUAUCUGUUAGCCUUUUUGGCCACUGAGCUGCGUCAUCUGACAUUGAGUUAUGUUGGUUAGGGACAUCACUUACGGUCAUCUUUGCCAUCUUCAUCAAUGUCAUGUUCACUGUCAGAAGUGUUAGACGUGGUGCCAUCAUCAGCAACAUUAUUUUCAGAGUAGUACAAGGUUGUAGGUGUCUGGCAGUCAGAGCUAUCCACUAACAUUAGCAGCAGCAUUGUGUAUAGUCUGCUGUGUCCCACAGUCACGACCCCCAGGUUAAGAACCACUGUAUUAGAUAGUAAAAGCCACCACACUGUAUCUAGAGUGAUGCCUGAUUUGAAAUCAAUUACUGGGAAAAAAAUGCAAAUUGCAGACAUUUAGACAAAAACUUAAGCAAGCUCCUAAUGGCAUCAGUAUAUAGCUUGUGCAGUUACUGCCAUCUACGAGCUUCCUUCCUCUGGACUUUGACCUUCAUUAAUUCAUUCAUCUAGAAUUUUUUCCUUGUGUUAAAAGAGGUCGCUUUUUAACAUUGAGCAUAAGGGGUUCAUCUUACCUCCAUUAAAAAAAGUGAUUUAAUGCUUGUCAGCAUUAUGGGAUAUGAGCCCAAAAGUCUGAUCUGCAGUCUAGCAGUUAAUUCAUCCAGACAGAGGGAAAGGUGGGCCCUGUAUAUUUAAUGAAGAUUAAACCACCUAUUUUCAGUCAUGAAAUUUUAAAGGAAUCUAUGAAAUAUCAAAUGAGAGCAGGAGAGAAAAACUAAAUAAAUGACAGAGAGUAAUUUUUUUGGGCAAAGAUUGAGUGUUUUCUCUCCAUUCCCCGUGUUAUGUCGUACAUGAUCUCUACAUAGUUUUUCCUUCCUCUUCCCACCCUAGCACCCCAUGAUUAUAUAAGCCAUUUUUAUUUGCCCCUUCCACCUUCAUUCACAAUAUGCCAUCAACAAAAAAUACAGACUUUAUUUCCUUAAUUUAAAUGUUAAAUUGUUUUUUCCUUAAAUAAAUCAUUGCAUAAACAUAUCAAUCAAGUGUACAGUAUAAAGGUUUGAUCACAUAAGAUAGCUCUUAAUCCUUUACCAUAGUAGUAGGUAGUUUAUCAUAUAUUCAUACUUUCCCCUUUUACACACACACACACACACACACACACACACUUGACAGCUAAACCUCCUACCUCCCAAUCCUCAUGUGCUCCACUUCAAGGUGUUGACAGAUGUUAUUCAUGUGGCUCACCCCAAAGGCUCCUAAAGGAAGUGGGCCUAACAUGAUUUGCUUGGGGCCAAGAGACAGAAGGGUAUCUGUGCAUGACAUUGGCCUGGAUGGCUGGAUCAACAGGAGGAAGAUCACCACUUUAUUGAGAUAAUUGCCUGGACCAUAUCACUUUUUUGUGAUAGAUCAAAUUUUUUUUCAAUUUUGAAAUGUAUAAGAAAUUUUUCUUAUUCAUCUCAUUUCCCCUAAUCUAGUGAGAAGGAGAAUGCAGACAAGAGGAGCUGGGCCUAAAAAAAUGUGUGCAUUAUAUACUAAAUUAUCAUAUUUCAGGCAAACUUGAGCAUUGAUCUCCUCUCCCUGAUUUGCGAUGAGCACAUUGUCCCAUGUUAUUUUAUUUCCAGUAGAAGUCUUUUGACCUCUAAAGUUUGCUGAAAGGAGGCAGACAGCAGCUUGUUACAGUCAUGCUGAGGUAGCCAUCACUGUGAAUCACCCAUGCCGUGUGUGUGUGUGUGUGUGUGUGUGUCCCCUUCCAUCCGUCCUUACAUCCUGAAGAGUCCUGGUGACAAACCCUUUUCAGGAGAAGUCAAUUGCGCAAGUGCUAUAGAGGUCGGACGUGGCUGCUUUUGUCCAUGGCUAUCUCGCUCAAUGUGAUUGAUGUGAGUUGAGGCCAGCCUGCUGAGACAAGGGCCACCUAACUACUAACUCUUUCUAUCUUUCUGCUGUUUGGCAAAACAAAAAUGCCAAAUGAUGUUUGGUAAAACAUUUCUUGUCUGACUUGUUAUUCUGACUUAAAAUUAAAAUAUUUCUUUCUUUCAUAAAAUACAGUGGCCAUCUAAAGUGUGUAGACUCAUACAAACAUGUUAAUUGUCAAUACCAGAGUAAUUUACAGAAGCAAAUGUUUGUCAGCAGUACAUGAUUGAGAGUUAGAUCUGAUUUUUGCCUGGUACAUUUCCACAGUGGAAUAUAGUAAUUAGUGAUUUUGAAAAAGCCAAAGCUAUGACAUAUGCUCAGUUUCAAGGAGGUGGGAGUGGGAGAGAUUGGGUGUUCAGCACACUGUAUUAAAACAUAUUCACCGCGUGUUAUUUUCAGAGGGUUAUAAUAAUAAUGAUCAGAAUAAAUUCACCAUUAUGGAGAAUGAGUGGUAGUGACUACUUCACUUUUCACAGUCAUUUGUUGUGUGCUUUCCCAUAUGUGAGUUGUCUUUAACUAAAAAUAGAUAGUGCCUAAACAGUGUUUCGGUUUAAUGUCCCCAAGCAUAUGAGAUAGGAAUGAAUAUUUUAGAUUAUUUAGGUUACUGAGCUUGUAGGUUACUGAGCAUAAAUACUGGCUAAGAAAUAAACAGAAAUAAAGACUAAGGCUGUGUAAGCAGCAUAUUGUACCUGGAGAGCUUCGUUACACGUUAUUUUGUCAGUCUCUCUCUCCAUUUACAUCCAGAUAGAGGGACUAAAUAAUUUAAAUAACUUGCACCUUUGGUUUAUGACAAUGGCAUGUUGCGCUCAAGACUUCUUCUGAUUUACUCACAGAUGUGUAAAUACAUUUUCUUUCCUUAAUGCUGUUUUUUUUUAAAACACUGCAACUUCUACAUACAUAAUGAUGCUUCAAGCUUAAAGUGGCCCAGUUAUGCAUUACUGUUUUUUUUUUCUUCCACAUUUUCUAAUGUAAAUCCAAUGGAUUCUAAAUACUUAGCAAUAUACCUGAAUAGCAUACUUUGCAUAGCCAGAAGAAACUGUCACCACUAAUCCUGCUAACUAAAUCAAAUACUGUAUAUAUUCACAUAGAAGGCCUAUUUUAUAUGAAUUCAUUUGUAUUUGACUUAAUAGAUAAUUAGUGACGCACUUAGAAGGCACACUUGCAGCUAGUUAUCUAUCUAGCUAGAUCACAGUAGGAAUUAAACUUUCUAAUCAGAGUUAAUAGCUGAAUAGGAUGGGGGUCUCCAGGGGUAAGCAGCUAUUAUCUAAUUUUAAGAUAAGAUAAUGCUGGUGUUCAUUGUUAUUGUUCAAGGGCUAAAUCUUUUUUCUCAGAAAUGAAUGAGGAAUUAUUCUGAUAGAAUGUCAAGCUACAGGGUCCAAAUAAGGCAAAUAUGUGAAUAGCAAUAGAUGGGUAAAGAAAAGCAUCCUUAAAACCAAAAAAUUCUUAGAUUUCAGGUGUUUCCCAAACAAAUAAAAACAUAUCUGUGGCUAUCUUAAGCUAUGGAAAAAGGGGCAAACAAAGCUUACAUAAAAAGUGACAUCUUGCGUAUGCUGUAACAGCAUUAAGUAGAAAUAAAUACAUUAUGUAGAAAUCACCUUUCAAAGAAAUCAGGAAUUUCUCAUCUUUUUUUCAUUUAAAUUUUAACAGUGUGAAUACCUACCCUGUAGGGCUGUAACAAUAUGGUGCAUCAUAUCAUAUUGUUCGAUAUGAGGUUCUCAGUUUGAUAUAACUGUGUAUUGAACAAUACCUUCAACAGACUGCAUGAUAAAGUAGGCUGUUCUUCAUAAAAUACCACUUACAUUACGUGAGGUGCAAUAAACAUUUCUAAAAAAAUCCUUCUCCCAAGCACUGUUUUCAU
Molecule: messenger RNA, 8374 nt
Organism: Pangasianodon hypophthalmus (striped catfish)
Lineage: Eukaryota; Metazoa; Chordata; Actinopteri; Siluriformes; Pangasiidae
Gene: diaph2
Product: diaphanous-related formin 2
Exons: 30
Coding region: 668-3916 (1082 amino acids)
Biological process (GO): actin cytoskeleton organization; actin filament polymerization
Cellular component (GO): actin filament; cytoplasm
Molecular function (GO): microtubule binding; actin binding; small GTPase binding
Source: RefSeq, a predicted model, not a curated record